AUGCCGUCAACUCUGAGCAAACUGUAUCAUGCCCCAGCCAGUGGUUCCGUCGAGCGCACGGUUGCCGUGCUUUCUCAAGGGUCGGUAGACAUCGACGGAGGCUAUGGUGAUGUGGGCCGGACCCCGCUUAUGGCGGCCUUCACCAUGGGAUACUUGCGGGUCGUAAGGGUCCUUUUGAGACUCGGAGCCAGAGUGUCGGUGGCGGACAAUGACGGUGCGACGGCUCUACACCUGUCGAUUGUCAACAAACACCUGGCCGUCAGCAAGGCUCUAGUCAAGGCCGGAGCGGGCGUUGAAGCGCGUGGUGUAGACGGUACGCCGCUUCACGUGGCCGCGGCGAAAGGAUUCCACAAAGGAAUGGUGAUGCUGAUCCACGCGGGUGCGAAUGUCGAUAGUGAGCAAGAAGGCCGAGCGACACCCCUGUACAUUUCGGCACGACAAGGGAGACUUGAAGAUGUCAGGAUUCUCGUUGGGGCGAAGGUGAAUCCGCUCUUGCCUGCAUACGACGGCGAAAGCCUCCCGCUCGACGCGGCUGCUGAAAACGGACACCUGGAAGUUGUCCGCGAACUAGUACAGCGAUUCGGAAUCGACGAUAUCGUCACUUUUCUGUUUGACAACGGUGCGGUUGACGCGGAGGGCAUUGCACUGUGCGCUGCCGUUGAAGGUCGGCGUGAGGAGUGUAUCAAGCUCCUUCUUGCGAAUACCAGUACGCGUGCAUACGCCAACAUGGCCCACGACAGUACCUUGCCCAUGUACUCAAACCAACUUUUCCAAGACACCCCUCUUGUGAGCGCAUUUGAGCUGGGGGGCUUCUAUUCGCCCAGAAUCACGCGCUUGCUCCUUGACGCCGGCGCGGACGUGGCAUCGCGCGUUCGGUAUGAAGGAAUCGAAGGAGAUUGUGUAAUGCACGAUACGCCCUUGGCGAUCGCCGAAUCGAUUCUACCUUUGUGGGAGACCGAAUGGGAUGCUUCGGAAGACGUGGAGUUCGGGCUGAAGGGUGUCAUACGCUUGCUGAAGCAGGUGGAUGCAGUUCACGCGACCUCCUGGUGUUGGCCGAGCGCGCUCGAGAAAUCAACGCCGAUCGUUCGCAUGCUGCCGGGUCUGAAGCGCAGGGCGACGAAGCCUCGCGUGCUCUUGGCGGCCCUGUCCAGGAUGUACAUCCGCGAGCAACUCCAAGACGAAGUGGGCAUCGUGCUUACAACCUUUGAGGCGAUACGCUUCCUGGGCGAUACAGUGAAGAUUCAGAACCGCACUCCCCCCGACAUGCCAUCAACUCUGAGCAAAGCCAGCGGUUCCGCCGAUCCUACCAUUGCUACGACCGACAUCGACCGACGCUGUGGUGGUACGAACCAGACACCGCUGAUGGUAGCCUCCGUCAUCGGUUCCUCACGCGUUGUCAGAGACCUUCUGCGGCAGGGUGCCAGCGUCUCGGUAGCGGACAGCGACGGUUAUACUGCUCUGCACCACGCGGUUUAUCACAAACACCUGGCCGUGAGCAAAGACCUGAUCGAGGCGGGAGCGGACCUUGAAGCGAGGCCUGGUGGCAUAGAUACACCACUUCACGUGGCCGCGACGAAAGGGUUUUGCCAAGGAAUAGUGGUGCUGAUCGACGCAGGCGCGGAUGUGGACAGCAGGCUCGACGACGGAGCAACACCUCUGUUUUUAUCGGCAAGCGACGGGCGGCUGGAAGCGGUCAGAGUUCUCCUUCGGGCGAACGCGAAUCCGCUCUUGUCAGCGUACGGCAGCCUCCCGCUAGGAAUGGCGGUCUACCACGGACAUCUGGAAGUGGUCCGCGAGCUCGUGCAUUGGUACGGAACCGAUCGCUGUACAAGCGACGGCGGUGCACUGGCUCUCGCAACGGCCGCUUCUCGCAAACACGUGGACAUCGUCGCCUUCCUGUGCAAUGCCGGUGUGGUUGACACGGAGGGCGUGGCCCUGUGUGCCGCCAUUGAGGGAUGUAGCGAGGCGUGCGUGUACCUUCUGCUGAGGAGACAGGGGGGAAAUGCCAACACAGGUACGCGUGCCUACGUCAAUAUGGACCACGGUACUCUCCCGGAAACCUAUGAAGAAUUCGUGUUCCAAGAAACACCGCUGGUGAGCACAUUCAAUCUGGGAAGCUUUCAUGCUCCCAGAUUCGCGCGCUUGCUACUCGAAGCCGGGGCGGACGCGACAUCGGGCGUCCGGUUUCCGUGCGACAGUGAUGAGGGGGAAGAAGACGAAGGGUUCAUCGGCACGCCCCUGGAUUUGGCUACAUCUUAUGUUCGCAGAUUUAGUACAAUGAAAGUCCACCGCGAGAUGGUGCGGGGGCUGAAGGGUGUCAUCCGCUUGCUGCAACAGGAGGAGGCAGUUCACUCGGUGUCCUGGACGUGGCCAAUUGACACCGGUCGUUCUGCAGAGCGUGUGUCCCGGAAGAAAUCAACAUCGAUCGCUCGCAUGGUCCCGCUUCUGAAGCGGAGGGCAGCGACCCUUCGGGUGCUCUUGGCGGCCAUGUCUAGGUACAACAACAAGCAGGAUGGAGCUUUCCUCGGGUACUUGCCGGAAAAAAACGUGCGAGUCUAAUACCAGGAUGGAACCCAGUUGUCACUUGAGCAAGGUCGAAAGAAGAGUUUCGCACGGCGGAGUGCUCCACUUUUUUCCAGGGUGUUUCGCUGUUUACCGAGCAUGCUCUGUGGGACAUCGAUACAGGGGUUUGUGGCGUGUUUCAAUUCUUCUUAGGAAAAAGGAAGGGGUUCGAUCCCAUGGCUUUAUCGGGGGUACUCAAGCGACCUGCUGUCCCGAUAGCCGAAACAGGUUGGGGGGGGGGGAGAGCGCCGGUCUAGAAUCGUAGGGAGUUGGAAAACGUGUACGUGUCGCACAACAACCAGUGCCGCCCUCGGACGCUUUGACACUAAUCAACCCUCCGACCGUUGUCGGUUCUAUCAAACGAACUCUCGAGCUCGAGAGAGCGCGAGCUUCUAGUGCUAACGAAGAGCGCAAGCGAAGGCACCGGCAGCCGCCACCGGAACAACAGUAGAAGCCUCGAGCAAAACAACAGGAGCCCUAUCAACGCGUGGAGGAGAUCGAGACCAAGCCAUCUAUCAAGCAGACAGCGCUCCGUUCCGCGAACAUUAGCCACACGUAGAUUCAAGGCACGGCGUUGCCACCCCUCAGUGUCAAGCGUC
This is a messenger RNA of Ectocarpus sp. CCAP 1310/34, 3161 nucleotides long. The record is from the annotation of a GenBank genome assembly. NCBI's taxonomy places the organism in Eukaryota, Phaeophyceae, Ectocarpales, Ectocarpaceae.